AUGCAUUCGUCUUCGGGUCGACUCCGAUGCGACCAGGCGUCGAACUUGUGCUGUUUACUCGAUCGGGACCACGUUGAGUUCCAAUCGGCUCGUGGGCUAGCAACUGCGCCACCAGGAUGCAUGGUAGGACUCAUGGCACCCCCCAUCUUUCGCUCAAAUACGUCCCGUCGCCCGGCGCACUCCUUCAUAGGCCAAUCCUGUGUUUCUAACAUUCGCAACGCAGUGGCAUUACUGUUAUCGAGCUCGGGCGCCUAUACAAAGUUUCGGUUCGACUAUUUGCAUAUUCACAAUACCAUCGACUACCCAAUGAGUGGCUCAAUAGAAGGUGGAGGUAGCCAGAUGCAGACAGCAAGGAUCCACUCAAAAUAUAUCGUAAACCCAACGAAACUCAGUGCCGUCUUAAGAGAGCAACUUGGGGACGGAACCUACGAGGUUGAGAUGCGUCAGAACAUCUAUAAUAUCAAAUCUCAGAGCGGAAUUGACAUGUACGCGUUUCAGAGAAUACGCACGAUCCUCACACAAUCGAAAACUUCUUAAUGACGAUGGGGAUAUUUUCUUGGAUGCGGGAUAAUAUCAAGGAUACCUGUGGUGCUGCCAUUGCGGUGUUGGACCCUCAAGGCUACUACACCAAGACAGCCAAGUAAAAGAGAAAGGUAUAUGGCCAAAAACCGUACAAUUAUGGGCCAAUAUGACCUCUACCCAUUGAACCACACAAGUCCUGGCUAUGGGGCAGGCAUAAGUCAUUACUGUCUAUAUAAGGCCCCUAUGGCCGCCAUUCACUUCUCUCAGGACUCUCCAGAGAUCAUGACACUUUCAAUACAAGACCAU
Pseudomassariella vexata is the source of this 828-nucleotide messenger RNA. RefSeq lists its product as uncharacterized. The coding region runs from base 1 to 537 and encodes 178 amino acids. Lineage: Eukaryota; Fungi; Ascomycota; Sordariomycetes; Amphisphaeriales; Pseudomassariaceae. The transcript is spliced from 4 exons. The record is from RefSeq and is a predicted model, not a curated record.